GUGUACACAGAGGGGAAAUAUUUUAUGGGCAAAUAUCCUUCCUGACGGUAUUCCUGCUGUGAAUGAGCUACUUUUGUUAAAUUAAAGCGAAAUAUGCGGCCUAUAUCACAUUUAUUGUAUUGAUGUUUUCAUUUGUUUACGGAUAUAAAACGAUCAGAUAGCUAGUGCACUUGCUUUUUAUGCUCAUUUGGUAAAAAGGCAGCAGAGCGACAGAGAAUUGUCCAGCCACCUGUAGCUGACAGUACAACUGUCAAUCAGGUGAUCUGUCAAUCAUACAACAGUGAGAGCCGCACACGCGCUUAACUGUGCGCAUCAUUCAGACAUGAGCUUCUUCGGCUUCGGACAGAGCGCCGAGAUCGACAUCGUUUUGAAUGACGCCGAGACGAGGAAGAAAGUUGAGCACAAAAAUGAAGAUGGGAAAAAGGACAAAUAUUUCCUUUUUUAUGAUGGCGAAACUGUAAGUGGGAAAGUUAAUGUGACUCUCAAAACUCCUGGAAAGAGACUUGAACACUAUGGGAUAAAAAUCGAGUUUGUUGGGCAGAUUGAGCUGUACUAUGACAGAGGGAACCACCAUGAGUUUGUGUCAUUAGUGAAGGAUCUUGCACGACCUGGUGAGCUUUCACAGUCUCAGCCCUUUGACUUUGAGUUCACCCAUGUGGAAAAGCCCUAUGAAUCUUACACUGGCCAGAAUGUGAAACUCAGGUACUUCCUCCGAGCUACAGUUAGCAGAAGACUCAAUGAUAUUAGUAAAGAGAUGGACAUUGUUGUGCAAACACUGAGCACGUACCCAGAGAUGAACUCCUCCAUCAAGAUGGAAGUUGGAAUUGAAGAUUGUCUUCAUAUUGAGUUUGAAUACAACAAGUCCAAAUAUCACCUGAGGGAUGUAAUUGUAGGGAAGAUUUACUUCCUUCUUGUGAGGAUAAAGAUAAAGCACAUGGAAAUUAAUAUAAUAAAACGGGAAACAACUGGCACGGGACCCAGUGUGUACCACGAAAAUGACACCAUCGCCAAAUAUGAGAUCAUGGAUGGAGCGCCAGUGAGAGGUGAGUCAAUCCCCAUCCGUUUGUUUCUUGCUGGUUAUGAGUUGACCCCUACAAUGAGGGACAUCAACAAGAAGUUCUCAGUGCGUUACUACCUGAACCUAGUGCUUAUAGAUGAAGAAGAGCGGCGAUACUUCAAACAACAGGAAAUCACUCUCUGGAGGAAAGGAGAUACUGUAAGGAGAAGUAUGUCCCAGCAGGCUACCAUUGCUGCACAGAGAUUUGAGGGAUCAAACUCUGGAAAUGCGUCGGCACAAGCCAAAGAGGACAGUAACUAAACAAAAUGCUGUAUAGUCCAAAUUAAAUGUGUUUGUGUCAAAAUAGUGUUUUUAUGUGAAGUAAUGAAGGGAUCGAAAUGAAAGUGAAUCUGCUUGUAAAAUACAGACCAGCUAUUCAAAUAUGUAUAGAUUACAAAAUAUUUUGUUAUUUCCGUUUCCAAUAAUGUUUGCUUUUUCAUUACAAAAUAGUUACCAACAAUUUUGAAAUACAAGAAACUACUAUAUAUUUGAUUUAUACUUGUAUUAAAUUGUUAGAUUCUCGCAGUGGUCAGCCUUAAUACAUUCCUUGCUAUGCUUACAUAUAUCUUAAUUCCUGUGCAGUAAGUCAGAAUCUAGCCUCUUUAUUGUGUCCUGUUUAAUGAGCCCAAAAUUUAAUCGCUAAGAGAUUUAUUGUGAUCAUUUGUGUUAUAAAUCUAGUAGUUAAUUUACUCUUAACAGAACUCGGUGCAUUAUUAUUUGUAAUUUAUGGUAUUAAAAAAGAACUAUACUGUAACUACUAAAGGGAACUACAUGUAGAACUACUAACUCAUGCAGGGCAGUGACUAUUGUCUUUUUCAUGAAUAUAUUUUUAUUAUUGAUUUAAAUAUUUCUUUUGGUCUGUUGUCUUGUGAGUUUUUCUUUCUAUUAAAAGAAUCAGCAAAAGUUUUCAGUAUUCUCAAGAGUUGCGUUAAAUGCUGUGAUAGAGAAGGGUGUCAUAAAUCCCUCUUGUCACUGGAUGAUACUCAUUUUUAAAGAUUUUUUAAAUUUCAUAUUGUGUAUGUCAUUGUAUAAUAUUAAAUAUGUUUAACAGUUUAUUGGCUGUUCAGGUGAUGGGGUAUGACUAGUAGCUUUGCAACCAUGAAAAUGUCUGCAAAAGCCUCUUUUAAUCAGCCAUAUUUGAAUAAAAUUUACUAACU
Messenger RNA from Xyrauchen texanus (razorback sucker), 2214 nucleotides. Its product is annotated as vacuolar protein sorting-associated protein 26B. The coding region runs from base 323 to 1318 and encodes 331 amino acids. The transcript is spliced from 6 exons. Gene Ontology annotation, biological process: intracellular protein transport; retrograde transport, endosome to Golgi. The record is from RefSeq and is a predicted model, not a curated record. Gene Ontology annotation, cellular component: retromer complex; endosome. NCBI's taxonomy places the organism in Eukaryota, Metazoa, Chordata, Actinopteri, Cypriniformes, Catostomidae.